Tachyglossus aculeatus (Australian echidna) is the source of this 2488-nucleotide messenger RNA. RefSeq names its product TRAF3 interacting protein 1 (gene IFT54). Gene Ontology annotation, molecular function: microtubule binding. NCBI's taxonomy places the organism in Eukaryota, Metazoa, Chordata, Mammalia, Monotremata, Tachyglossidae. The record is from RefSeq and is a predicted model, not a curated record. The transcript is spliced from 19 exons. Gene Ontology annotation, biological process: regulation of microtubule cytoskeleton organization; cilium assembly; intraciliary transport. Bases 19 to 2271 code for a protein of 750 amino acids. Gene Ontology annotation, cellular component: intraciliary transport particle B; axoneme; centrosome.
AGGAGGAGGGCGGGCGCCAUGAUGAGCGGAGCCGUGGUGAGGCGGACCCAGGAGGCGCUGGGGAAGGUCAUCAAGAAGCCGCCGCUGACGGAGAAGCUGCUCAGCAAGCCGCCCUUCCGAUACCUGCACGACAUCGUCACCGAGGUAAUAAAGAUGACCGGUUUUAUGAAGGGGCUCUACACAGAUUCUGAGAUGAAGUCUGAUAACGUUAAGGACAAAGACACAAAAAUCAUCUUCCUCCAGAAGGCCAUAGAUGUUGUUGUAAUGGUUACGGGAGAACCACUGUCUGUGAAGCCCGCGCGGAUCAUAGCGGGGCAUGAGCCCGAAAGAACUAAUGAGCUGCUCCAAGCAAUUGCAAAAUGCUGCCUCAGUAAGUUAUCAAGCGAUGAUGCUGUGAAAAGGGUCCUGGCUGGGGAGAAAGCAGAUAUGAAAGGAAAACCACCAAAUACCUCUAAGUCCCAGGAUAAAGAAAACAGGGAGUCCAAGGAAGAAGAACUGAAAAGCUCUAAGGAUAAAGAGGCUAGAAGAAAUUCUGAAAUAAAAGAUAGAAGCACAAGCAGAGACAGAAAACCCAGGCAAGAGUCGAAAGAAGAAGAAAGCAAACCAAGAGAAAAAGAAAGAGAAACAUCUAAGGAUAAUGCACGGGAGAGAUAUAAAGAUCAUGAAUGGGAGAAGCUCAAAGAAGGGGAAAAAGACAGAAGCAAAAACAGAAUACCUAAGCAAGAAAAAGAGACAGAAAAAAGCAGAGAUAAAGAGAGAGGAAAGAAAGAGGAUAAAGAGCAAGAGAAAGAUUCAGAGCAUGGGAAGGAGAAGGAAAAAAAGAGUGAUGGAGGGAGAGAAAGGGACAGACUGAAAGAAAAGGACAAAGGAAAGGAAAGGGAAAAAGACAAACGAAAAGAACGGUUAAAAGAUGGGGAACAUUCAAAGGAGAAGGAAAAGAACAAAGACCAAGAUAAAGCUGAAAAGAAGUCCACAGGCUCCGAGGAGACCCCUUCUACAAAAGUCUCAGCGGGACCUGUCAAAGAAGCUAAACCUCAUCCAGAUAAAGAGGCUGAAACUUCUACAAAAACAUCUAGAUCAGUGGUCACAAAAGUUUCAAGACGGCGAUCCAAAGCUUUAGGAGAAGGUACACUAUUACAGCAGACUAAAACACCCCCCGCAGUUAGAAGAAAAGACUCUAGAAACAAUGCAACUAGCAUUUCCCCUGAAAAAAAGCCUAGUGUUUCUUCCCAUGGUAAAGUUAUUAAGGAGGGGGCAGAGAAACAGCUAGUUUCAGAUACAGUGAUGUCUGGGCUUCAGAAGGAGCCAGGUCAGGAAGCUACAGCACAAGAGCUAGGAAGAAAGGAAGCUAAUAAUGAUACAAGUAAAGUUUCAGGUGAAACAUUAGCUAAUGUACUACAUGAGAAUACUGAGCUAGAAUUGGCAGCAAAACUGAAAGGUGACUCCAUUAGUGAUGGAGUCUUUGUGUUAGAGGGAGAUGUGGGAACUGUUGUCCAGGAAAACCCUGCAGCGACAGAGAACAGUGAAAUACCAAUUGAACUUCCAGCCAACUCUGCCGAAAGAAGGAUACCUCGUCCUGGAAGUGCCAGACCAGCUCCUCCCCGAAUCAAACGACAAGAAAGUACAGAAUUGUUAGUUCCUGAGAGAUCAGGCAGCGGCAAAAUCGUCUCAAACUUAAUCAUAGACAGACAGACUUCUGAGGAUGACGAGGAUAGUCAGUUUGUCGUGGAAGCAGCACCUCAAAUUCCUGAAAUGCCAGAAAUGGAAAUGGCACCUGAAGUGGAGUUAGGAGAUGAGAAGCAUGGUGGUCUUGUAAAAAAGAUUUUAGAGACCAAGAAAGAUUAUGAGAAACUGCAGCAGUCACCAAAAUCCACAGACAAGGAAAAGCCACUUGUGUCAGAAGCAGCCAGACGGAAAGAGAAGGACAUAGUUUCAAAAGAGAUUGAGAAGCUCCGGACAUCCAUUCAGACCUUAUGCCGGAGUGCCCUCCCUCUAGGAAAGAUCAUGGACUACAUCCAAGAGGAUGUGGACGCCAUGCAGAAUGAACUUCAGUUGUGGCAUUGUGAGAACAAGCAGCAUGCUGAAGCGCUAAAAAAGGAACAAAGCAUCACAGAUAGUGCUGUGGAGCCUUUAAAAGCAGAACUGGUUGAACUGGAACAGCUGAUUAAAGACCAACAAGACAAGAUUUGCGCUGUAAAGGCUAGCAUUCUGAAAAAUGAAGAGAAAAUCCAGAAAAUGGUUUAUAGUAUCAAUUUAAGUUCAAGGAGGUGAAGACUAGGUGAUUCAAGACUGAGAGUGACUCAAUUUUUACAAACCAAAUGAUAAAAGGAUGAAAAUGUAUAAAGAUAUGACACUUUUUUGAAAAGAGGUCCUUCAGAGUUCCUAUUAGGCAGAGAAAAUCAGCAAUUUAUUUUACACUUCUGCGCUUCAGUAAGAGUGCACGUUGCCAUUUUGCACUGUUUUUGAAAUGUAUAUAUGUCAGAGCUAU